Molecule: messenger RNA, 3490 nt
Organism: Pocillopora verrucosa
Lineage: Eukaryota; Metazoa; Cnidaria; Anthozoa; Scleractinia; Pocilloporidae
Product: oxysterol-binding protein-related protein 11
Cellular component (GO): cytosol; intracellular membrane-bounded organelle; membrane
Molecular function (GO): sterol binding
Source: RefSeq, a predicted model, not a curated record
AGUAAUAGUAUGGAUUUACUCGAGGCAGUCUCCGAUAAAUGCUGGCGUAGCCUACGAAAACACCCUCGCUCCCAGCGUACCCCUUACCCUACCCCUGAGAGCACCGUCAAGAGCUCAUGGCAAAGAGGCCGUCACAAUACAGCACCAGCCAAGAUGGCGGUGGCUGAGGAUAUACUGAAAGACCCCUACUUUGCAGAUCUCGACAUUGAUUUGAGCCAAUUUUCUGAAGAGGAGAAAACGGUGAUACUUGGCGUCAUGCAAAAAGCCAAGGUUCUUGAUCAGCAGCAAAUUGAAGAUAAAUUCAGGAAACCAACAGAGGGACAACUUAGCAAAUGGACAAAUCUAAUGAAGGGCUGGCAGUUUAGAUGGUUCACUCUUGAUCCUGGUUCUGGGUUAUUGGAAUAUUAUGUGGAUAAAGAGAAGAAGAAGCUGGGACCAAGAGGAUCAGUUUAUCUUGGGGGAAGUAUGAUAGCUCCCAGUGAUGAGGAUUCAUUCACAUUCAGUGUUAGUGCAGCUAAUGGUGAUAUUUUUAAACUGCGAGCCAAUGAUGCAAAAGAAAGACAGGACUGGAUUAAUAAACUGAGAAGCGUGGCAGAGUUUCAUACAUCAAGUAUUGCUCAGGCUGCCCCACCAUUAUACACCACACACAGUUUUUCUGUGUCAGCUGCACAGUCAAGUGGUCCUGUCAAGCCAAACACAACGACAGCAUCCUCAAGUGGCCAUCCUAAUGUUGCAGCGGCAGAUGAGUUGGUGUCAGACUCACCCAAAGUGACACACAAAACCUAUCAUGUACCUGAAAAGAUCAUGGAGGGAAUGUCCCACGUUAGAGAUGACCUGUACAGAAUAGAAGAUCAACAGAUGGUUUUUAUUGAUCAAUUAGAGUUGGAUCCAACAGGAGAAGAAUCACUCUUUCCUUUGGAUAAUGAUGUACUGAUUUUAAAAGCAACUGCUCAGUCUGCUCUCAGUACGCUGCAUCACUGUUUUUCGAUCCUCCAAGGACAGGCAGCCGAUGUUCAAAGUGAAACUUCAGCAGAAGCGUUGCAGCAGGACGAAAAUACUUCCGAGUUUCAAAGAACUCAGGGUCAGAUCAGCGACAACGCUAUGAGUCGACGACGUCAUUUGAGCUUCAAGACUCAUGGGGAUAAAACCGGCGGAGAGAGUAGGUCGUUUGGCUUCCACAGAAAUGUUGGGACUCCAAAAUCGCAAAGAAAGGACGGCAAAACAUCUGAUAUUACCACGGAUAGCUCAGGUGUAACGUGUUGCGAGAAAGCCAGGGCCGAGAUGAAAUACAUUGACGCUCGUAGAGAGGAAGAGGAAACUGACGACGAGGCCUAUUGUACAGGAGAAGAACCUGAAAACCAGUCGGUUGAGGAACAUAAAAGUGUUAUACUACAUCUUGUCUCUCAGCUCAAGCUAGGAAUGGACUUGACUAAGGUUGUUUUACCAACAUUUAUUCUUGAGCCGCGUUCCUUGUUGGAAAUGUAUGCAGACUUCUUUGCCCAUCCUGAUUUGUUUAUUAAAAUUCCUGACGGUCUCACGGCAGAAGAUAGGAUUUUAUCUGUUUUAGAAUUCUACUUAACUUCCUUCCAUGCAGGAAGAAAGGGUUCUCUAGCCAAGAAACCCUACAAUCCCAUAUUAGGAGAGACAUUUCACUGUUCCUGGAAAGUGCCAAGUUUGUCUAGCGGGAAACAAGCUUCCACAAACAGUCAUAUUGAUCACUCUUCGACGGCCUCUGAUGAAGGAAAAGUUUCGUUUGUUGCAGAACAGCUUUCCCAUCAUCCUCCGAUUUCCGGGUUUUACGCUGAAUGUCCAAGCAAGAAGCUGUGUUUUAAUGCUCAUAUUUGGACGAAGUCGAAGUUUUAUGGAAUGUCUAUAGGUGUAGUGAAUCAAGGAGUAGGUGUAAUUACCUUGUUAGAGCACAACGAAGAUUAUGUUAUAACGUUUCCUAGCACGUAUUGCAGGUCAAUUUUAACCUUUCCCUGGGUGGAGUUAGGUGGAAAAGUGAACAUCACGUGCGCCAAGACCGGCUACAACGCGUCUGUGACGUUUCACACCAAGCCUUUUUAUGGCGGGAAACUUCAUCGAGUCACUGGCGAAGUGAAAAACACGUCAUCUGGAAAAGUUAUCUGUAAAGUGAAUGGCGAGUGGAAUGGCCAGAUAGAAAUGACCUUCACCAGUCAUCAGGAAGAACCAAAGAUUAUCGACACAGAGGCACUUCAGGUUUAUCGAAAGAGUAUCUGUCCUCAGUCAAAACAAGAAGAGUUUGAGUCUCGCCGGUUAUGGCACAGAGUCACGCAUGCACUGAAGACUGAUGACAUCGAUUCGGCAACGUCAGCGAAACACGAGCUUGAAGAAAGACAAAGAAAGGAGGCACGAGAAAGGAAAGAGACUGGUGUCGAGUGGAAAACAAAAUUGUUUCAUCGCCAUGGUGAUGGUUGGAUGUAUAACCAUCACAUGAAAACUUUACUCAAAUCCAGUUCAGAAGAGGCGUCUUCGACUUCAACUCAACCAACAGAGCAAUGAGAAAUACAUUGCAAAGUCAAUGGAAAAAGUGACCAGCAACUACCGCAUCAGUUUUAGGAUAGCAUCCUUCUUAGCGAGGAAAACAAGGAAGUUACCACUCCCUUCAUCUGUGGAAUAUGAUUUAUUUCCCGCCUAUUACUGAUUAGUUGAUUUUAUCCAGCGGAUGACAUAUCUGAAAGAAUAACGAGUUCAUGUCUUCUGGAAGAGUUGGAAACCAUUCUGUUUCUACUGGGAAGUGGAGGAUGCCUUUAGACAGUAAUAAAAAAGUGACAAACGUGAUAGAGAUAGAUAUGUUUGUACAUCACGCGACUAUUUACUUUUAUUUAAUUGAAAAAAAUAACUUAUUAGGUGAAUUUUUUCAUGAUCGUGAUAACGAGUUCUGGGACGUUUGCGAUUGAGUGGUUGGGCAACCGAUCAGAAAAGCGUGCUUGAAAUGUAUUCCUAGAGGCUGCCUGAAGUAAUAUCAUCUGUCUUACACUGCAGUCUUACGAUCGACUGGGUGCGUGUCAUCUUUUAAUUUGGUGGUAUUCAACACCUGUAAUUGGCGCAUGUGUUUCCUUUGCGAUCACAUCGCGUCCAAUCCUCGGUCUCGAUCCACAUCGGAAGUGACCAAAUCGUUAGACAAGUGAUAACGAUUCAUUACGAGAGUAAUAACUGUUAUCUUUUGUACGAUACUUAUCUUUUGUUUAUGACAAUUUCGACAAUAUCUUUGUAAAAGUAACCCCCCUCCCCAUGGGUUAUUACGAUCAUUAAAAUGAGCGAGCCUAACUGAACGUAAACAAGUAUAUUUUUCAAACGCAGAAUCGAGUCCUAUCAGAAUUUGCCACUAGGUAGGAGAACAGAUAGAAUGAAACCUAAUGGCUUGACGAAAUUCUGCUGAAGUAACUGGAAUUUUUAUAGUUAAUGCAUGAAAUGGAGUAUAGUCCAUUAAAAAUAGCGGAAUAUUAAAAUUGUCAGUUUUAGUGCU